CUCUCUCCUGAAACUCCAAGGCGGCGAUCGCCAUGGCGACUUGAGGCGAGGUUAUAAAGCGGCUCCGGGGAGUCGGCGCCUGGAGUCGCCGUCGGGCCAUGAGCCGCGGGGGGUACGAGCAGCAAGCCAUGCUGCGGCCGCGGGACCUUGGCCCGGGGGCGUCGACGCGCACUUUCCUGGAGGCCAUGAGCGCGGGCCGCCUGCACCUGGCGCGCUUCGUGCUGGACGCCGUGGACGGCACCAUCGUGGACUGCCGAGCCGACCGCGGCCGCACGCCGCUCAUGUACGCCGUGGCGCUCAAGGACCCCGCGUGGCGAGUGGCCUUCGCCAGGCUGCUGCUGGAGCGCCGCGCCGCCGUCGACCUGCGCGACGACGCCGGGCGGAGCGCGCUGAGCCUGGCCUGCGAGAGGGGCUACCUGGACGUCACCAAGCUGCUGGUCCAGUACGGCGCCGACCCGGACGCGGCCGACUCGCGAGGCUGGAACCCGCUCAUGUACGCCGCGUGGCAGGGCCGCGCGCCCGUCGUCGAGUGGCUGCUGCGCUCCUUCCGACGCCUCGGCCUUUGCCUCGAGCGCGCCGACCGUGCCGGGCGCACCGCGCUGCAGCUGGCCGCCAGCGAGGGCCACGGGCGCUGCGUGCGGGCGUUGCGGGCCUCCGGAGCCUUGAUCCUCGAGCUCCCCGAGCCGGCGGCGCCUCCCGGCGGCGACCCACCGGCUGCUCGGUCGCCUCGCGGGGACGGCGGCGCCCACAGGUGGGAGCAGGACGACGACGAGGAGGAGAAGCAACGGGGUCCAGACGCCGCAGCAGCGCAGCCCGGCUCCGACGCGGGGAAAGGGAGCGCCUCGCUGCGAGGCCGCCCGCUGAUCCGCAGGGCCACUGCGCCCGACUGCCAGAGCCUGCUCGGCUACUAG
Molecule: messenger RNA, 911 nt
Organism: Zootoca vivipara (common lizard)
Lineage: Eukaryota; Metazoa; Chordata; Lepidosauria; Squamata; Lacertidae
Source: RefSeq, a predicted model, not a curated record